Torulaspora delbrueckii is the source of this 1623-nucleotide messenger RNA. RefSeq names its product ribosome biosynthesis protein NOC4 (gene NOC4). The coding region runs from base 1 to 1623 and encodes 540 amino acids. The transcript has a single exon. Gene Ontology annotation, cellular component: small-subunit processome; Noc4p-Nop14p complex; nucleolus. The record is from RefSeq and is a predicted model, not a curated record. Gene Ontology annotation, biological process: ribosome biogenesis. Lineage: Eukaryota; Fungi; Ascomycota; Saccharomycetes; Saccharomycetales; Saccharomycetaceae.
AUGGUGCUUACAUUUGAAGAGAUUAAAAAACUGGCCAAGCCGGUGACCUCUGUCGAUGAUAAGAGGAAUUAUAACAAUAUUAUAAAGCUUGUAAAUGAACUGGUCGUUGAUGAUGUAGAAGAUGAAUUGAAUGAACGUAGGUUGAGGUUUGUGGUUAUGUCACUUUUCCAGAUUAUGAAGAAACUUUUUAUUCGUGGAGAUUUGACCGUGAAGGCGGGCGCAAAGAUAGAGGCUAAACAGUUUAGUCAAUGGUGUCGGAAAAUGUACGUUACUUGUAAGAGCAAGCUGUUGAUGGUAAUUUCGAGUGUGAGGGUUGAAAGUUCACUAGUUCUGGAUGCGUUGGACGUUUAUAUGCAACUGCUAGAGAUGGAAUCAGAGCAUUUUGCGUCGAAAAAGGAUGCACCUUACUUUCCCAACAAGACUUUGAGGAAACUGAUCAUAGCCUUGUGGGAAUGCAACAUCGGUGAUUCUGAGCAGGAUAAAUCGACAGGUGUCUCGAUCAAUCCAGUAGUCACAGAAUUUGUUGAAAAAUAUUACAAGAGUUAUGCUGAUAUACAGUUCUAUUUCCAAUCCGAGUUGAACGAUUUGCUGGAGACAGAGAAACCAACCUUCGCAACCAUCAGUGGGAUGGGUAAAUGGCUCGCGGUGGUGAAUCACGAUAAUCAUUGUUGCGUCGGUGAUCAGGAUUUGGAUGUGUUCGUUGCUAAUCCUCCACAGAUUGUCGAAAACGACUCGAAAUAUAAGUCUAAUUUGGAGAAAAAUUGGCUGGUUUUAUUAAGUGGUCAAUUAUCCUUACCACAAUACAAGACAAUUCUAUUAGUGCUGCACAAGAGAUUGAUACCGCAUUUCCACACUCCCACAAGGUUGAUGGAUUUUUUAACAGAUUCUUACGAUUUGCAAAGUUCUCAGGAUGGAUCGGAUAGCGUGAUACCCAUCCUUGCACUAAAUGGUUUGUUUGAACUCAUGCUACGUUUUAAUCUCGAGUACCCCAAUUUUUACCUGAAACUAUAUCAAUUGAUUACACCAAACCUAAUGCAUGUCAAAUAUAGAGCUAGGUUCUUCAGAUUAUUGGAUACCUUCUUGGCAUCUACACAUCUUUCCGCUCAUCUGAUAGCAUCUUUCAUUAAGAGACUGGCCAGGUUGACUUUAAGCUCAUCACCUGCCGCCAUUGUCUCUGUCAUUCCAUUCGUCUACAACUUACUAAGGAAACAUCCAAGUUGUAUGUCAAUGCUCCACAAUCCGCUCUUCCUAACAGACCCGUUCAUGACACCAGAACAAGCGGCUUCAUUAAAAAAAUUGAAAUCCGAGUAUGUGGAUCCAUUUGAUGCGAAAGAAGUAAACCCAGAAUCGACCCAUGCCCUAGAUUCUUCACUGUGGGAAUUCGCGACUUUAAUGGAUCAUUAUCAUCCCAACGUAGCAACGCUGGCGAAGAUAUUUGCACAACCAUUUAGAAAGCUAAACUAUAACAUGGAAGACUUCCUCGACUGGAGUUACGACUCUCUCUUAGCUGCAGAGACGUCAAGAAGGUUGAAAGUUCUGCCCACUUUGGAGUUUGAGAAAUUUGAUGAACUUUUCGCAGGUCAAAGCGAGCAAAAUGCGUAUUUAACUGGGACUUACUGGUAG